Messenger RNA from Physeter macrocephalus (sperm whale), 1070 nucleotides. RefSeq names its product lung adenoma susceptibility protein 2-like. The record is from RefSeq and is a predicted model, not a curated record. NCBI's taxonomy places the organism in Eukaryota, Metazoa, Chordata, Mammalia, Artiodactyla, Physeteridae. The transcript has a single exon. The annotation marks the transcript as partial.
UGUGUUUCAGGUAUACCGAGUAUACUGGAUUUCAAAUAACCAGUCUGGCUCUACAAUCAAGACUUGCUGCCCAAUACAAAUAGUCAAAGGAUUUAUCAAAUAUUUAAAGAAGAUCACUGUUCCCCUAGGCAUAGUUACCGGGCACAAAGAACUUUUCAGCUAAUGAAUAAAUUAGAUUCUUUUGAAUAUUCUUUUGAACCUUCAAACAAUUCACAUUCCUUGAGUGAUGAUAAAGGAUUAGUUAAUGAAUAUAAAUGUGAUUCUGAACAUAGCCAAGGUCAGUGUGACAAUCCACUUCUCCCAGGAUCCGAAAAGCCAUUCAGUGGUGACAGAAUUGAAUUGCUUAUCUUGAAGGCCAAGAGAAAUCUAGAGUAUUGUACUGAAGAAUUACCAAAGUCUAUGAAAAAGGAUGACAGUCCUUGUUCAUUAGAUGAACUUGAAGCAGAAAGAUCAUGGGAAAAUAUUCCUGUUACUUUCAAAUCUCCUGUUCUGGUUAACUCUGAUGAUAGUCUUCAACAAACUUCAAGGGCAAAGUAUGCUAAUGGGUUCCUUGAUGACUUUUUAGAUAAUGGUAAUCAGAACUGUACCCUUUCUGGAGGGAAACAUCAUGGUCCUGUUGAAGCCCUGAAACAAAUGUUAUUUAAUCUUCAAGCAGUGCAAGAAAGUUUUAAUCAGAAUAAAACCACAGAGCCAAAAGGUGAAAUUAAACAAGUUUCAGAAGAUGAUUUCUCUAAAUUACAGUUGAAGGAAAGUAUGUUUCCUAUUAGUAGGUCACUUCAAAAGGCUUUGCACCAUUUAUCUCGCCUGAGAGACCUGGUUGUUGAUUCCAGUGGGAAACAGUCACCAAAAAUGUGAAGGGGAAAAUGAAAGUCUAACCAAUAAAUAGUCACCACAGAACAAAAAUGUAUUUUUUUCCUAUUGCUUAAACUGACAAAGUAAUUAGAAGCCAUAUAUUCUGUGAUUGGUUCAAGUAUUAUAUAUUUUUUAAAAACCAGACUUGAAAAUGUCCAUAGAGUUUUGUGGCCUAUCCUCAUUUUGUGCCAAAAUACCAGGAGGUGAACUAGAAGGAC